UGUUAAACUUUUCAACUUUAGUUUCGUGUUUUGUACAUUUGUUCUUAUAUCUCUCAAGCUUAUCUAAAGUUGUGUGCUUUUUUAUAUUUAAUCACAGUGUGUGGUGACUUACAUUGUAAUGAACUGUCUGUCUCAUGCGCGUUCAUUUAUUUCAUUGGGACUGCUUAAGAGAUCAAGCUAUGUCAGUUCUACUCACAUUCCAUGGAAUCAAUGUUUCUUCUAUAUGCCUUCAAAAUCAUGUUUAAAGCCUGGAGGUGUGAGUAGUGUGUUUGGAAUGUGUAGUGUUCAUUCUUAUUCCUCGAGAUCAAAGUCUGGUAAAUUAAAGAUGUCAUCUACCGUUGUUUCUGUUGCGGAUAAAGAGAAGGACGCGUUUUUCGUUGUUCGGAAAGGUGAUGUUAUUGGAAUUUAUAAGGAUUUGAGUGAUUGUCAGGCUCAAGUUGGAUCUUCGGUGUUUGAUCUUCCGGUUAGUGUUUAUAAGGGAUACUCUUUGCCUAAAGACACUGAGGAAUAUCUUUCUUCUGUUGGGCUGAAGAAACCACUAUAUAGUUUAAGAGCUUCUGACUUGAAAGAUGAUAUGUUUGGCGCUCUCACACCAUGUCUUUUCCAGGAGCCAGCUUCUUGUACAGUCAAAGUAUCGGAAGAGGAGGCUACAUCAGAGACGAAGUCAAAAGAUAAAAUUAAAGAUAACAACAAAGAUCAACUUCCUUCAGCUUCUAUAUCUUAUGAUCCUUUGGAAAAGCUUUCAAAGCUGGAGCCAUCUGCUGAUAUAUCAGACGAAACUUGCUUUAUUGAAUUUGACGGUGCAUCAAAGGGAAAUCCAGGUCUCUCCGGUGCAGCAGCGGUACUGAAAACUGAGGACGGAAGCUUGAUUUGCAGACUGCGUCAAGGUUUGGGAAUUGCCACAAACAAUGCAGCAGAAUACCACGCGUUAAUCCUAGGAUUGAAGUAUGCUAUUGAGAAAGGUUACAAGAAAAUUAAAGUGAAAGGUGACUCCAAGCUGGUCUGUAUGCAGAUUAAAGGCCAAUGGAAGGUAAACCACGAGGUACUCGCGAAGCUCCAUAAGGAAGCGAAACAACUUUGCAACAAAUGUGUCUCUUUUGAGAUCAGCCAUGUACUAAGGAAUUUAAACGCUGAUGCGGAUGAACAGGCAAACUUAGCUGUCCGUCUUUCCGCUCCGUCGCCGGCGUUUUCUUCCGGAGCUAUUUCCCGUACGACGGCGGAAAUUGACGCCGAUGAAGCUGUUGCGUACUCGGACCCAACUGAAUCGUCGACUGCGAUUCCGGUGACUAUGCCUGGAAACCUUCAGCCACGUGUCGUCGUGUACGACGGAGUUUGUCAUCUUUGCCAUGGAGGUGUGAAGUGGAUAAUCAAAGCUGAUAAGUAUAGAAAGAUAAAGUUCUGUUGCCUUCAGUCUAAAGCAGCUGAGCCUUAUCUAGAAGUGAGUGGUGUCACUAAAGAGGAUGUUCAGAAACGAUUUCUCUUCGUUGAAGGUCUCGGAUUUUACCAUCAGGCAUCAACGGCUGCACUUCGAGUGGUAUCAUACUUGCCUCUGCCGUAUUCCGCAUUGAACGCUUUCUCCAUCGUUCCCACUCCUUUGAGAGACUCAGUGUAUGACUAUGUGGCGAAGCAUCGGUAUGACUGGUUUGGUAAAGCUGAGGAUUGCUUGGUUCUGAAAGAAAAAGAGCUGUUGGAGCGGUUUAUAGACCGAGAUGAACUCAAUGAUCGAAGCUAAUGACGACCCUUUGAACGAUUGAAGUUUGAAUAUAGAUAUAAGGGAAUAUAACUAGAGGUAAUUG
Molecule: messenger RNA, 1796 nt
Organism: Arabidopsis arenosa
Lineage: Eukaryota; Viridiplantae; Streptophyta; Magnoliopsida; Brassicales; Brassicaceae
Source: the annotation of a GenBank genome assembly